AACAGAUCAGUCAGAGCAGGUGCCAGAACAGAUACAAGGCUAAUACACAACUUCAAGCAAUUUUGCCCAUAUUGGAUAUUAAUUACGGUUAAUGUAAUCCAAUUAUUUGCGCAAGAAUCGGCACUACAUAUCAUCAGCAUUUUAUUAUAUCCAGAAUGGAAGGAAAAGCUUUUAUCUUCAUGUACAUUUUAAUCAUUAGUUCGCAAACUGCUACAGGACCUACCAUGACAAUGGCACAGACAACAGGUCCUUUCCACACUUCUGCAACCCCCACUUCAAAGGCAGGAGGACCUACCACGACACCAAAACAGACAACAGUUUCAGCCCACAAUUCCGCGGCCCUGACUUCCAAAAACACUGGACCUACCAUUACACCGGAACGGACAACAGUUCCAACCCACAAUUCCGCGGUCCUCACUUCCAAGACCGCAGGACCUACCACAUCACCGGAACGAACAACAGUUCCAGCUCAUAUUUCCGCUACCCUCACUUCCAAGGCCCCAGGCCCUACCACAACACCGGAACGAACAACAGUUCCAGCCCACAAUUCCGCAGUCCUCACUUCCAAGGCUGCAGGACCUACCACUACACCAGAACGGACAACAGUUCCAGCCCACAAUUCCGCGGCCCUCACUUCCAAGGCCGCAGGACCUACCACGACACCGGAACGGACAACAGUUCCCGCCCACAUUUCUGCGACCCUCACUUCCAAGGCCGCAGGACCUACCACGACACCGGAACGAACAACAGUUCCAGCCCACAAUUCUGCGGUCCUCACUUCCAAGGCCGCAGGACCAACCAUGACACCGGAACGAACAACAGUUCCAGCCCACAAUUCCGCGGUCCUCACUUCCAAGACCGCAGGACCUACCACGACACCAGAACGAACAACAGUUCCACCUCACAUUUCCACGACCCUCACUUCCAAGGCGGCAGGACCUACCACGACACCCGAACGGACAACAGUUCCAGCUCACAUUUCUGCGACCCUUACUUCCAAAGCCGCAGGACCUACCACUACACUGGAACGGACAACAGUUCCAGCCCACAAUUCCGCUGUGCUCACUUCCAAGGCCACAGGACCUACCACGACACCGGAACGGACAACAGUUUCAGCUCACAUUUCUGCGACCCUCACUUCCAAGGCCACAGGACCUACCACGACACCGGAACAAACAACAGUUCCAGCCCACAAUUCCGCUGUCCUCACUUCCAAGGCCACAGGACCUACCACAACACCGGAACGGACAACAGUUCCAGCUCACAUUUCUGCGACCCUCACUUCCAAGGCCACAGGACCAACCACGACACUGGAACGAACAACAGUUCCCGCCCACAAUUCCGCAGUACUCACUUCCAAGGCCACAGGACCUACCACGACACCAGAACGGACAACAGUUCCAGCUCACAUUUCUGCGACCCUCACUUCCAAGGCCACAGGACCUACCAUGACACCGGAACGAACAACAGUUCCAGCUCACAUUUCUGCGACCCUCACUUCCAAGGCCACAGGACCUACCACGACACCAGAACAAACAACAGUUCCAGCCCAUAAUUCCGUAGUCCUCACUUCCAAGGCCGCAGGAACUACCACGACACCGGAACGGACAACAGUUCCAGCCCACAAUUCCGCGGUACUCACUUCCAAGGCCGCAGGACCUACCACAACACCGGAACGGACAACAGUUCCAGCCCACAUUUCUGUGACCCUCACUUCCAAGGCCACAGGACCUACCACGACACCAGAACGGACAACAGUUCCAGCUCAUAAUUCCGCAGUCCUCACUUCCAAGGCCACAGGACCUACCACGACACCGGAACGGACAACAGAUCCAGCUCAUAAUUCCGCAGUCCUCACUUCCAAAGCCACAGGACCUACCACGACACCGGAACGGACAACAGUUCCAGCUCACAUUUCUGCCACCCUCACUUCCAAGGCCACAGGACCUACCAUGACACCAGAACGUACAACAGUUCCAGCCCAUAAUUCCGCAGUCCUCACUUCCAAGGCGGCAGGACUUACCACUACACCGGAACGGACAACUGUUCCAGCCCACAAUUCUGCGGUCCUUACUUCCAAGGCCACAGGACCUACCACGACACCGGAACGGACAACAGUUUCAGCUCACAUUUCUGUGACCCUCACUUCCAAGGCCGCAGGACCUUCCACGACACCGGAACGAACAACAAUUCCAGCCCACAAUUCCGCAGUCCUCACUUCCAAGGCCCCAGGACCUACCACGACACCGGAACGGACAACAUUUCCAGCCCACAAUUCCGCAGUCCUCACUUCCAAGGCCCCAGGACCUACCAUGACACCGGAACGGACAACAUUUUCGGCCCACAAUUCCGCGGUCCUCACUUCCAAGGCCUCAUUACCUACCACGACACCGGAACGGACAACAGUUCCAGCUCACAUUUCCACGACCCUCACUUCCAAGGCCGCAGGAACUACCACGACACCGACACGGACACCGGGACAAACAGGAGCUCUUGUAACCACAGCGGUGCCACAAACAACAGCAACAACUGACAAAAAAACUAUUUCCUCCUUAUCAACUGUUAGUGCAGGCACAACAUUCGCUAAAGUACCUAUUACUCCUGCAGCAGCUGAGGUACUGACAAAACUUGUGUUUAGCUCCUCUGACACAUUUACAAACGACCUCCUAGAUAAAAGCUCUCCUGGCUUUAAAGCAAGAGAAAAGCUUGUGAAGGAUAAGCUUGAACCAAUUUUCAGCAAGAAGUAUCCUGCCUUCAAUGGACUUACUGUCGAGAGCUUCAGGGCUGGGUCAAUUAUCACUUCAACCCAACUAGCUUUCAACUACACACAAGGGCUCCCAACCACUGAAGACAUAAAAAAUUAUCUUGUGAAUGCAGUGGAAACAGGAAAUGUAAAUGAACUGAACAUAACUCCCAACUCAAUUGUAGUCAACAAUACAGGUAUAACAGCAACAACAGCUCGCCGAACAGCCAUUACCUCCGCAUCAACUGUUAAAGCAAUCACAAAUUCUACCAAAGCUAAAGUACUUACAACUACUGCAGCAGCAGCUGUGGUACUGACAAAUCUUGUCUUUAGCUCCUCUGACACAUUUACAAACGACCUCCUUAUUCAAACAUCUCCUGGGUUUAAGGCAAGAGAAAAGCUUGUGAAGGAUGAGCUUGAACCAAUCUACAAAAAAAAGUAUCCUGCCUUCUUGAGACUGAAUGUCGAGAGCUUUAGGGCUGGGUCAGUUAUUACUUCAACAAAACUAGCAUUCAACUACGGACAAGAGCUCCCAACCCCUGAAGACAUAAAAAAUGAUCUUGUGAAAGCAGUGGAAACAGGAGUCGUCAAUCAACUGAACAUAAUUCCCAACUCAGUUUCUGUCAACAAUACAGGUACAGCUACGACUGUAACAACCACUGCAAGUGCACACAAGAUUGAAUUCAGUCUUCUCCAAGCAACAUUCCUCCUUAUUAUGUCAACAAUAUUAAGAUUUUUCCUUUAGAUUUAUUAAAUCUGGUUUAAUAAAUUAAACUAACAACAAGUUUAAUUGCAAUUUAUAUUGUAUUAAAUGUUGCAGCACACUCUCAAAGUAUGUUUUAUGACAAUAUACCUAUGUCUGAUAUUGCACUAUAACUUAAGAAAACAAUUCCUGAGGUAAAAAACAAAUAAAUUUAACAGCAGGCUGUUGGAAUAAUACAAGAUUUCUUAGAGUUUAGGCUUUCCUUUGGAAAGAAAAAGUAGAUCUUUUUUCUCAGUAUUGUAGAUUUUCUCAUGAAAGCAGUUGUUUGUUCAUUCAACUGUCAGAAGAUUAUAUACUUUUUGUCAUUUUGUUUUUGUUCUGUCUACUAUGUGCUAACGUUGCAAGAUUUUAUAUUUUUACUUUAAUCCAAUAAAGAUAUUUAUCAAG
Molecule: messenger RNA, 3893 nt
Organism: Paramisgurnus dabryanus
Lineage: Eukaryota; Metazoa; Chordata; Actinopteri; Cypriniformes; Cobitidae
Source: RefSeq, a predicted model, not a curated record